UCUAUUGCUUGUGUAAUAGAGUAUGUCUUGAUUCUACAAAAACUCUGGAAGUACUUUAUUUAAAAAAAGGAUAAGGACGAUUUUCCACAACAGAGACAUGCAUGUUUAUCGCUGAUCUGCCGUAUGUGAAAGAGAGAGGAGCGACGCAGGCUUUAUAAUUGACCUCUCACAAUUCAACUAUUGAGGAUGUUGCCCCAUAUGCUUGAAAUGCUGCCCAGCUCAAUGUGCUGGGUCAGAUAGAACUGACACUACAUGGAUAACACUUGGAGCGAUGGUGACGGAUGCAGCCGCCAUAAUAUGGCUCACUGGGAAAGUGCUCCACCUGCUGGUGAAAGACAGUACCUCACCCACUGGGAAAGGGAACGCCAGUGGCUGAACCAUGAGGAAGAAGCUGCCAUGCGGGCCCACUACAACUCCCAUAGACAAAUCUCUCAAAUGGACUUCCGUGGACAUGGGGCACAAGAGAUCCAGCCGCCUCCUCUGUAUCAUCAGGGCCAUCACAGAAUGGCUCAGAGUCAGAACAUAAGGGAUUGGCCCAAUCUCUCUGGACCCUUAAGAGGCCAGUCACCCCCUAAUGUAACCUUACUCCGCAGUGGAGAAAGAACAGAAGCAUGGACUAAGUAUGAACCCCACUUCCCCAGCUAUGAGUUUUUACCCCCAAUCUUUGUCGAAAGAGGGCAUGAGGACAUUUCUCUUCACCAUAACGCUGACCGUGAUUAUAUGGUUGGUCGGACAGUGAAACAUAACAAUCUCCAUUACUUGGAAAGCAAAUGGCAGAUGUUCAAUCCCACCCAUUCCAAUGAACAUUCAAGGGGACAUUCUAAUGAAUACUCAAGAGGAUGUUCUAGGGGUGGCUCUAGUAUACGGUCAAGGGGUGGCUCUAGUGAACGUUCUAGGGGUGGUUCUAGUAGACGUUCUAGGGGUGGGUCUAGUGGAUGUUCGAGGGGUGGGUCUAGUGGACAUUCUAGGGCCCAUUCCAGCAGGUCUCCCAGGCUGGACUUCCAGGCUAAGCAUGUCAACCCUUCUCAAACUACGACCAACAGUUCUCCAGACAUUCAGAACGCCAACAUCACUCCAACUGUUCCUGUGGUCAACAAUGAACACAGUGAAACAACAUCAGGACGAACAGCAGGUCCUGUGAGAGAUUCUACAUCACUUGUGCAGGCCUUCACUGCGACUGCACAGCAGUGUGUUUCUAUGGAUCUCCCUUCCACGGGAGGUAGAGAAUCUGGUGUCAUUUACCUAAAAGCAGCCCAGGUAACAAAUGCAAACACCCAUGGUAUACUAGGACAUAGUCUUCCUUCCCAAGCCAUAACACAACAAACCGAUAAUCUUCCUGGCAAUGCUGCUCUGGUUUCUCACACCCAGACCUCUGCCACCCCUGAACAGCAACAUGCUCUCUUUCCUUCUCCCAAACCUCUCACUGAGACACCUCAGGACAAACCACCUCAUAAACAUAAGAUCUCACUCAAUGAAAUACAGGACUGGCUCCAGAGUGUUUUAAGAUCUAAAAAUGGACCCGUAAAUGGGAACAACUCUACACAAGACCUCUCUCAGUCCCAACAAUCCAGCACAGAGAAGAUGGAUGUUUUACAAGCAGGCAAUACGUACCGACAUCUAAACACCAAAAACGACCAGGCGAGGCCCACUGAGAGAUUUAAUGCUGAGGACUCCACUGUACGGCUAGAGAUUACGUCCACCCCCAGGUGUAUGACCCUGACGGCAGUCGCCACCGCUCCGCCCCCCGUGGCUAUCGUCCCUCCAAUGGGUCCACAGCAGUCCCCAGAGCCCAUGGAGACAGAGAAUGCAGGCAAUGAGGUGCCAUUUAAGGUUUUACAUGCCUGGUCCAUCAACGAACAACAGGCAGAAAGCCUUUGGGAAAGAGCUAAAGAUGAUGCAAGUUCUCGAACUGUCCUAAAUGAGACGGUUCAAGUUGAGAGUGUUAUGGAGUAUUAUAAGCCUGUAGAUGCAUCUGCAACAUGUUCACUGGCAUCUACUGGAGAGGACAUUGAUGAGGUACUUCAGGUCAAUCCACAGAUGGACAAGAGUUCACCUUCACCAUUUGUCCACACCAACCCUCAGGCAACUGAUAUUGUACGCAUUUGUGGUACCCAGACAAUUGUGGACGUUAGCGCUAAUGGCGCAGAUGAGAGAACUCUUGAUUUGUCCACAAUUGAUGAAGUUCAGUUUAAGUUAAGUACGCUGCAACAACUGGUUAGUUAUCUGGAGAGUGCAGCAACAAUCACAGAGGCAAAGGAUGGUUGUCUAGAGGCCAUAUUGGAGAUGUAUUGGGGCGGGGAUACCUCUAACCUGUUAAAAGCUUUAAAAGACAAAAGGGAUGAGAAAAUCAUGCAGGAUGUGUCUGCCUGGGCUGCAGAGGAUGAGAAGGCAGUGGUUGUCUUUGCAGUCAGUGGUAUAUCACUGGGAGAAGUCGUCGAGAACUUUCCCAUUCCAGCACAUAUUGACAGCUCUUCCCAGGUGGGUUACAGGUCAUCAUGGUUAAAUGUCAACGAGAAGCUGUAUGACAUUGACAAAGAAUCUGGAAGAGCUUGGUCUCUGUGGUUUAUACCAGAUAAAGCAGAGGAGAGUUCCAAAGUGGUUGGGGGAGUAAAAAUGGAUGACACCUUCCACAGCAAGAUGGAGACUGUGGACUUGCCUGCACAACAACCUGUUGAAGCAGAAGUAACAGACUCUGACCUCGCAACAAACACAGUCCUCAUGAUGGACGCAGACCCCCUAACAGACGCAGACUCAGAGACAGAACCCCUUUCCCCAAUGAUUUUGACCGUCCUCACAUCAGAGGAUGCUGUGAGACUGCUUGCUGAAUCAGAGGCACCAGAUGCAGACCUCACAACAGACUCAAACUGCCCAACAGAUGCAGACCUCAAAACCGUCACAGACCUCACAACAGACUCGGACACAGACUCCCUUUCCCCAAUGAAUUUGACCAUCCUGACAUCUGAGGAUAACAUGAGACUGUUUUGCCAGAUCGAAAAUGGCUCUGACCUCCAACUCGGGUCCCCUGAACCAUGCUCUGAAAACCAAGAUAAGACACAGACAAAGCAACUAGAGAAUAUAGUAAGUGGCAGCUUAGAUAAGUCCUGCUACUGUCCUUGUAUUAUUGAAACUGACAAUGGGUUUGAAAGUGGCCUAUGCUCCAGUUGUCAGAGAGAGAAAGGAUUGCAGCAAGGUACAAGAUGUAUAACAAUCGCUCACUGCUUUACCGUGUCAGAUACAAGCGAAAAUUCAGAUCAGGAGACAGAAGCAACAGACUCGGACCUCACAACAAACACAGCCCUCAUGAUGGACGCAGACCCCCCAACAGACACAGACCUCCCAACAGAUGCAUUCUCAGAGAGAGAACCCCUUUCCCCAAUGAUUUUGACCGUCCUCACAUCAGAGGAUGCUGUGAGACUGCUUGCUGAAACAGACUCUGGGGGGAAGGCGACUGUGGACAAUCAAUGCAGGGACAAGAAGCAGAUACAAUCAACUGAAGAAGAGGGUGAUGACAAUCAAUCCAGUGACAAUAAAACAGAGGGAGAAAUGCAGAAAUGUACAAGCGUCGUACCGAUCACUGACUUUUUUUUCUGGUCAGAUACAAGUGAGGAUUCAGAUCAGGAGACAGAGGAGAACCCUAAUGAACUACAUGCUCAGAUUGAGGCUCAUGCUUCUAAUGUUAAAAGGACAGAGCCUGAAACUGAUGCCAAAGCACCAUGUGAGUCAGCCCAAGAACAUAAUACCCAAAGCAAAGUCAGUCUUGGUUCUGAGGAUAGGGAAAGACGGCAAGAGAAGGACCAAGACUGUAGGAUGAGUACAUCACCACUUCCCAAGGUUGAAACCCCCUCUAAGUUAAGAUCUAACAUCAUAGCAGACAACUGGUGUUCACCUAUAGAGGACUGUGGUUCACCUGUAUAUAAGUAUGACAAAGUUGCUGACUUUGUCACCCAAUACAAAACCUGCAAGUCAAAUAAAAAAAUAUAUAUAUAUAUGGAAAAGGAGAAAACCCUCCAUCCAAAGUCAUCUGAUAGACAAAAGCCCAAGAAAAGCCAUGGGAAAGCAGAGAGGGGACAGUCACUAUCCCAACCCCCUAAGAGCUCUGGGGUGAAGGCAACUGUGAAUAAUCAACGCAGGGACAAGAAGCCACAUGCGUCACGCAAGAGGAGACAUUUGACAAAGAGUGAUGAAAAUCAAUGCACAGACAAGAAGAGGGGAUCAUCAACUGAGAAAGAGAGCGAGAACAAUCAAAGUAGGGACAAGAAGAGGAGACCUUCAAUUGAAAAUGUGGGUGAGGGCAGUCAAUCUAGGGACAAUAUGUCACAGAUGAGGAGAACUUCAACUGAAACUGAAGGCAGGAACUCAGGUGACUCCAAAGAGUUGCAGUGCCAGUUGGUGGAAAGAGAGCAGGACAGCGGCAGUGGAAACGCACCGCUGUGCCCUGGGGUGAAAACCCUCCAUGUGCAGCAAUCAUCAACUACCACCGUUCCUCUCAAACUCUCCAUAAAUGUCCCCAAAAAGCCUUCCACAAAUGGCUCACCAUCCAAACAUACUGAGGAAGUCCCCAAAAUGACAAAGGAACAUCCAAAGAAUAAAGCCCCGAACAAAACUAGCAGGCACCGCUCCCCUGCAAAGUCAGUGUCUCCUGUUGUCAAAGAGAGGCAGAGGAAUGGCGUCAAACACAAGCAAAAAAUGCAACGCCUGGAAGUCAGAUUGGAAAAGCUGUCCUUUUCCAAACAUCUUGUCAGGAAAGGUUCUCCACCAAGCCGGAAGAGGGUGGAGGAUAGAGGAGACCCUGGGGGUUUAGGGGUAAAGGUUUCUAAGAAUGCUGACUCGUCCAUGAAACUAAAACGUAAGGCAGAGAGCGACUUGACAUCCCAACAGACGUUGACAAAGAUUCCGAAGGAGUUGAAUAGGAAUGAGAAAGGAUGGUUUUCAAAAAACGAGUGUGAGAACGACUCGCCGCCCCCCAAGCCAAAGCUGCCAAGGAUUCCCAAGCUUCCGAGGACUCCAGAGGUUUCAAAGGAUGGGAAUGAGGGAGAGAACAGAGAAGAGACAUCUCCCAGUGCUUCACCUGAAUCACAAACGCUGAACAAACCUGCAAGAGUGGCACACAAGCCGAAACCUUUUAUCAAGCCUGCCAGUUCCAAUGGUAAUAGCCCAGGUAGUCAUGCUUGCCCUAAUCCGGCUAGGGUAUCGCCGCCAUAUGGCAAUGGACAUUUUGGGGAAAAAGUCUCUGCGAGGCAGCAGGUGUUCUCUGAUUGGGAGAGCAGCUUUGUCCCGACUCCAACCCCCCGGACUCGCAGACGAUCAGGGUGUCCUCCAGAGGAAGUGGAACGUCCACAGGCCAGUCCCAGGUCCAGCUUGGAGACCAGGAUCAUCCGACCCAUUCUAAAACGUGUCGAUGCUCCGCCAAAACCCAAGCAGAACAUCAGCUUCGCUUUGAAUCCAAGGGCGGUGCACUACUUCAUGCCCCGUGAAUCUGAAAAUUACGUCAUGUUCAACAGGUCUUACAUGGAUCCUGAAGAUGCACAGCGUUCUGACGAGGAUGAGGAAGAUGCUCCUGUGAACUGCCAGAACACGAAGGAACAGCCCCCUGUUAGGGAAGAGAAGCGGCAAGAUAUAGGGGAGCUGAAGCCUGGACCAAGCGGUGCAUGUGAAAAGAGCUUCAAAAGGAAGCGUGAAAUGCAGGAGCCCACUGCCAUUUUGAUGAAGAAGAGCAUUGUUCAGGCAAACCAUUGGAUGAAGUCUCUCCAUCGUGAACCUCCAAAAGACUCCAGACACUCGGGUAAGGACACCGAUCACAAGCCACUGGCAAACAAAUAUGCAAAAAAAAAUGGAGUUGGUUACAAGUGGUCAGAGAAACAGACGAAGAGGCCAAAUGAAAUUGAAGGUUCCUCUCCGAAUGCAAGGCCCACUCACAGUAACCAUCCAGCUUCCUCUCAGAAUGUAAGCCCCCCUCGGGGUCACCAUUCAUCCUCCAGCCAAUUGAGAAGAGUUGAGCCAACAGCCAGGCACCAUAGCUCUCCCAUGAACGAAUGGAACGAGCGGUGGUCAGGAGACAGAACUGAUUCGUAAGCCAAUCAGUCGGCCCUGACAGGAUACACCAGACAAAACAGUAGUUGAUGGCAACUAGCAAAGACAAUACUUUUACCUCAAACCUGACAUUGUGCAUAUGCUGUUAUUUUUUCAAACUUGAAACACUACAGACUGUGCCUAUAAAGCCAUAUUUUGGCUACAUUAUGAAGUUUACUUUUCUACAUGUUUUUAAAUAAAUAAAUGUCUGAUUUCUCUCUCUAUAACAGGUUCUUUAGCUGUGCUUGAAACAGUCAGAAGUGUGUUUUAUAUACUAUGUAUAUGUGUUAUUGUAACUCUUGACAUCUAAGGGUGAUUGGUGUUUGGUUACCCGUAUUCCUAUAGUAUUGUUUGCCUACAUUGUUAGGGCAUCAUAGUGUUUGAAUCAUAGUGAUGUAUUGGAAAUUGGAUUUUGUUUGUUUACGGUAUUUUUUUAUAGACUAUUUCUAUUGCAGCCAGAACCAAAGCUAAAGGGGAGAAACCAGACUGAACUUAUUGUUUAAUGAGAUUCUGCUGUACAAUACACACAAAAAAUUUUCAAUUGUGUUUUUUAACACUGGUGGUAAAGUAGGUAAAUGUAUCAUGGAUAUCCGACAUCAAAUGAUGUUUGAAAGCCAUUAUGUCACUUUGUUUGAUGUGGUUCCUUGCAAUGGGUUUAUAGUUAUCUGUGGCUAUAGAUGUUUUUUGUAGUUAUAUUCAACUGAUACUGCUAAUGUUUCGGGUAUUGAGGAAUGUAUGUACAGUUGAAGUCGGAAGUUUACAUACACUUAGGU
This is a messenger RNA of Coregonus clupeaformis (lake whitefish), 6842 nucleotides long. RefSeq lists its product as uncharacterized. The coding region runs from base 253 to 6072 and encodes 1939 amino acids. The record is from RefSeq and is a predicted model, not a curated record. NCBI's taxonomy places the organism in Eukaryota, Metazoa, Chordata, Actinopteri, Salmoniformes, Salmonidae. The transcript is spliced from 4 exons.